UGACGUCACGGAAAACACAGCUGUUCGGCCCUCCUGCCAAAUAUCUAUUUUUUGGGAGUUAUUCCUAAUUCCUGUGUGCCGAGAAAUCUAUUAAAUAAAUACAUAUUCAGUUUUUUAUUCACUAAAUUUCUCUACAUAACAGGCUAACCUAUUUUUUUUAAUGAAUAAUGUGAAUUCAGUUCAAUCAAUAUUUUCAGCCGUUCGGAAUGAGUUUGUCAAGAAUUUAUAGAAACCAAUUUACGCCUGUUGGCGACAAUUCUUCUAACAGCAUGAAAGUGUUCACAAAUCAAAGAAUCGUCGACAAUAUUCUGAAAUAUGUGAAAGGAGAUAUGAACAAUCGGUUGAAGUCACGUCUGGUCAACAAAGCAUUCAAUUUUGGAAUCAUUCAUUCGAUUCGAAUAGAGCAUCAAACAGUGAUCUUUCACAAGCCUACUCGUUGUGAUAUUAUUAGAAGAUGCCCAAAUUGUACAGUGAACUUGAAUUCGGUAGAGCUUAAUGUUAAGAACAUACGAAAGUAUGCGAGGUUCUUGAAACAAACGAUGAAGAUAACGGUAUUCAAAAUAAUAAUUGAAGACUUGGAAUUCAGUUGUAUUGAUAGAGAAAUUAUUCAUUUGGCUCUCAAUGACUUAUUUACAGAUUCAGAUUAUGAGAGAGUCGAAGAAUUUAUUGGAGUUGAUAAUAUCUGCAUUGCAGGAUGUGGCGAAUGUAGAAAAAUGAUUCAAAACUGUAAAGUAUACGGGCCAAUUCAACUGGACAUAUUUCAAAGUGUAAUGGGGCAAAAACGAAGCUUUGAUGCAUUACAGAUCACAGACGAAGAUCUCUACGUAUUAUUAUGGCUUAACAAGCAGAAGGAUCCGAAGCUAGUUGAAAACUUUAUCAACUCGAUCAUCACUUGCUCAAAAUUUACAAUUUUUCUAACAUCUAUAUUCGAAAAGAAGGAAUUGGGACAUUCUCUACCGAGAGAGCUUGUGGAUAUGUUAAUAACAAAAUGGAAUGUAAAAACUGUUGAAAUUGGGUUCAAAAAUGUGACGAACGACGAUUUCUAUCAGAAUACUGAUUAUAUUGAUCCAAAAGCUAAAUUCUAUGUGGAUUACCGGACUCAACAACGUUCAAUGUACACAUUGGAUGUAGUGGAAAUUAAUAUAAAACUCACAAGAAUAAUGGAAAAGUGUCAUGGAUCACUAUUUAACAAUUUUGUUCCAAAUGUUCGCACGAUAUUCCCAUCCAACAAGAUCACUUUGAAACUCUCGAAGGAAGUUUGCAAAGUGCUCAUGAAUCCUGACAACGUUGAGGACUUCAUUUCAGGAGUUAUUUUGAUGGCUCAAAACGAUGAUCACCCUAAUUCACAUAUUUCUCUAAAGUUAUAUCCCCAGCAAUUACGUUUUCGUUUGAUUACUUCGUUUUUAUGUGAUAAUCUAGUUAAGUUAUUUGGUUUCUGGAGCUUAAAAUCAGUUUCAAAAAUUUCUGAAAAUGAGAGAGGUAAAUCCUUUCAUUUUUUCAACCGAUCAAUUAAUUGUAACAUCAACUUCGAUGUGGUAUAUUCUUUUGAUGUUGUUGAAUAUGUAGAUUGAAUAAACUUUAAAGACUUUUU
Caenorhabditis elegans is the source of this 1591-nucleotide messenger RNA. It is a transcript of the gene Y47D3A.1, whose product is annotated as F-box C protein. The record is from RefSeq and is marked reviewed. The coding region runs from base 207 to 1571 and encodes 454 amino acids. NCBI's taxonomy places the organism in Eukaryota, Metazoa, Nematoda, Chromadorea, Rhabditida, Rhabditidae. The transcript is spliced from 6 exons.